CAUAUUUCAAUUCUAGUUAUAAUAAUCUAUUUAAUUGUGAGAAAAAUUAAUGUAGACUAAUACGUUUAAAUUAUUUAAAAGGUUGAGAAAUUUAUAAAUUAAUCCAAAAUAUUAAAUAUAAUAAAAUAAUAGUUUCAUAUUUACUUAAGUUGAUUGAUCUAUUAGGUUUAAAAGACUUUUUUAAUGGCCUAACAAUUUUAGUUAAAUAUAAGCUUUUAAUUAUUAUUUUUAGUCUUUUCCAUUUUAAAACAAGUCUGGUAUGAGCUGGGUGUGACGUAAGCUAGACCUUGGGCCUUUGUGACUCCCCCCCUAAUCUUAUUCCCACCACUAAUUCUACCUCCACUUCCAACAUUAACACUACUAACAUAUACUAACAUUUUGUAAAAUAAUAAAUACACUAACAUGGUCAUAUUUGUUAUUUAAAAAAAGACAACAUAGGUGUUCCACUCCAUAACGUACAAUGGGACCUUCCCGGCCACCCAAACAAACACUUAUUGCUGUUCAACCUUCCCAUCAACCAUGUUGGCUUAAUUAUAGUUUCGAUCCCCCUAUUUUCAUUAUUUUGCGAAAAUAGUUCUCUUAUUUUAGAAUUUGAUAGUUUUGAUCUUUCCUUCAAAUAUCUGGUCUAAAAAUAUUAGUUCUCAUUUGAAUUACUUUCAUUAUAUAAUUAUACUUUUACCCUACCCCCAAAACUUAAAAUUUAUAAUAAUGGCUCAACAAAUUUGAAGAAUGAGAAUUUUUAGUUACUCUAUCUAAACAUUGGCAAUUUAUAGUUCUGGUUUUACCUAUAUGCAUUCUGAUAGCCCUAGUAAGAUGUCUAAUAAACUAUUUUUCAUUUAGAAACGAUUUUAUUUUAGGUAUAGGAAGAUGGAUUGCCUUACUGAAUUGGGAAAAGAAGCUGUCACAAAAUUGGGACAAUUGGUUGUGGAGUUAUCCAUGAAGCAUUUUAAAUAUUUGACACAACACAAAAAAAUUACAAUCAAUCUGGAGGAGGAGCUCAAGAACUUAAAAAUGAUGAAACAAGCAUUGCAAACAAAGGUGGACAAUGAAAGAAGGAAGGGACAUGAAAUUGAACCCAUCGUGCAAAAAUGGCUAUCUGAUGUGACAAUUAUUGAAAAUGAGUGGCAAAAAUGGAUCUCUAAUGAAAAUAAUGUUAACAAGAAGAAGAAAUGUUUUGGUGGACAAUGUUCAGAUAUAGCAUUUAAUUACUCAUUGGGAAAGCAAGCAACUAAAAGGAUAGAAUAUAUUACAAGCCUGAAGGAGGAAAAAAACAAAUUUAAAGAUAUAUCUUACCCUAAAGCUUCAUUAACACUUGGAUCUACCUUCACAAAAGAUGUCAAGAGCCUAUUGUCUAGAGAAAAAAUUAUAACAGAGGUCAUAGAGAAGCUCAAGGAUGAUCAAGUCAAAAUGAUUAGCAUUUGUGGGAUGGGCGGAGUAGGAAAAACCACACUGGUGAAAGAAGUCAUCAAAACAAUAGAAAAAAACAAUCUAUUUGAUGAAGUUGUGAUGGCAGUGGUUUCUCAAGAUGUAAAUUAUGAGAAGAUCCAAAUUCAAAUUGCUGAUACUUUGGGCAUGGAAUUUAAAAAGGACAGCUUGCUAGGAAGAGCAAUGGAACUACUUGAGAGACUGAGUAAAGGUAAAAGAGUCUUAAUAGUUCUAGACGAUGUGUGGGAUAUUCUUGAUUUUGAGCGUAUUGGACUUCAAGAACGUGAUAAAUAUUGCAAAAUAUUGUUCACAUCACGGGAUCAAAAAGUGUGCCAAAAUAUGGGAUGCAGAGUGAAUUUUCAAGUCCCUGUAUUGUCGGAGGAUGAAGCUUGGAGCCUAUUUCAAGAAAUGGCAGGAGAUGUUGUAAACAAACAUGAUAUCAAUCCAAUAGCAAGAGAGGUUGCAAAGGCAUGUGGUGGCUUGCCCCUUGCAAUUGUGACAGUUGGAAGAGCACUAAGCAUUGAAGGGAAGUCUGCAUGGGAAGACACACUUAAACAAUUAAGAAAUUUUCAAUCAUCUUCCUCGUCAGAUGUUGAAAAAUUUGUCCACCCUCGCAUUGAGCUUAGUUUAAAGUUUUUGGGAAACAAAGAAUACAAGCUAUUCCUUAUGCUUUGUGGAUUGUUUCCUGAAGACUUUGAUAUUCCUAUUGAAUGUUUGUUGCAUCAUGCAGUGGGUUUGGGAAUGUUCAAACACAUUACUGCAUCAUGGGAAGCAAGAGACCAAGUGCAUACAUUGGUAGAUAAUCUAAAGAGAAAGUUUUUGUUGCUGGAAAGUAAUGUGCGAGGAUGUGUAAAGAUGCAUGAUAUUGUGCGAAAUGUUGUUAUAUCAUUUUUAUUUAAAAGUGAAGAACAUAAAUUUAUGGUGCAAUACAACUUUAAGAGUUUAAAAGAAGAGAAAUUGAAUGACAUCAAAGCAAUAUCACUUAUCUUGGAUGAUUCAAACAAGUUAGAAAGUGGCUUAGAGUGUCCGACACUUAAACUUUUUCAAGUAAGGUCAAAAAGCAAGGAACCAAUCUCUUGGCCCGAACUUUUCUUCCAAGGAAUGUGUGCUCUUAAAGUUUUAUCUAUGCAAAAUUUGUGCAUUCCUAAACUCUCGUCUCUAUCCCAAGCCCCAUUCAAUCUCCACACAUUGAAAGUAGAACAUUGUGAUGUUGGAGAUAUAUCUAUAAUUGGUAAGAAACUUUUACUUCUAGAAGUCCUAAGUUUGUCACAUUCCAAUGUUAAAGAACUCCCAAUUGAAAUAGGAGAUUUGGGCAGUCUAAGAUUAUUGGAUUUGACAGGUUGCAAUGAUCUGAAUUUCAUUUCUGAUAAUGUCUUGAUUAGACUGUUUCGGUUGGAAGAACUUUACUUUAGGAUGUACAAUUUUCCUUGGAAUAAAAAUGAAGUUGCGAUCAACGAGCUGAAAAAGAUAUCUCAUCAGCUAAAGGUUGUUGAGAUGAAAUUUAGAGGUACUGAAAUUUUACUCAAGGAUUUGGUCUUCAACAACUUACAGAAGUUUUGGGUUUAUGUGGAUCGAUACUCUAAUUUUCAAAGAUCUUCAUAUUUGGAGUCAAAUUUAUUGCAAGUUAGUUCUAUAGGUUAUCAAUAUAUAAAUAGCAUAUUGAUGAUCUCACAAGUGAUUAAGAAAUGUGAAAUCCUUGCAAUAAAAAAAGUGAAAGACUUGAAAAAUAUUAUAAGCCACUUAUUAAGUGAUUACUCAAUUCCAUACUUGAAAGAUUUAAGGGUUGUCUCAUGCCCUAAUUUGGAGUAUCUCAUAGAUUGCACUGUUCAUUGCAAUGGCUUCCCACAAAUUCAGUCAUUGUCUUUAAAAAAACUUGAGAAUUUCAAACAGAUAUGCUACUCCUCUGAUCACCAUGAAGUCAAAAGAUUGAUGAAUGAGUUCUCAUAUUUGGUGAAAAUGGAAUUAACAGGUCUCCCAAGCUUUAUUGGCUUUGACAAUGCAAUUGAAUUUAAUGAGCUCAAUGAAGAAUUUAGUGUUGGCAAAUUGUUUCCAUCUGAUUGGAUGAAAAAGUUUCCAAAGUUGGAAACAAUAUUAUUAAAAAAUUGCAUUUCCUUAAAUGUGGUGUUUGAUUUGAAUGGAGACUUGAAUUCUAGUGGGCAAGCAUUAGAUUUUCUGUUUCCUCAACUAACAAAAAUUGAGAUAUCCAACCUAAAAAAUCUAUCAUACGUGUGGGGCAUUGUUCCAAACCCUGUCCAAGGCUUUCAAAAUUUGAGAUUCCUGACAAUCUCAAAUUGCAAAUCUUUAACACAUGUAUUUACUUCUGUUAUUGUAAGAGCAGUCACAAAUCUUGAGAGAUUGGAAGUAAGUUCUUGUAAGUUGAUUGAGAAUAUAGUGACCUCAAAUAGAUGUGAAGAAGAGUAUGACAAUAAAGGACAUGUGAAAACUAUUGGUUUCAAUAAACUUUGUUAUUUAUCACUUUCAAGACUUCCAAAGCUUGUGAGUAUUUGUUCAGAAUUACUUUGGUUAGAAUAUCCAUCCUUGAAGCAAUUUGAUGUUGUGCAUUGUCCUAUGUUGGAGAUCUCUUUCUUACCAACACAUAUUGGUGCUAAACGAGACAACCUCGAUGUCACGUAUUCUGCAAACUCAAAAGAUGUUAGUUUUCACAGUUUAAAAGAAAACAAUUCAAGGUCUUCUAAUCGGUCUGUUAGCUGUAUUCCAUUUAUACCCAAAUUUAUUCAACAAGGAACCACAAGUAAGAGAAAUAGUAAGGAAGCAUUGGUCACACGAGCUACAAGAGAAAAGGGGGAAGACAUGAUACACUCUUUUCCUUUACUAGAAUCUCUUCACUUAAUAUAUCUGCCAAAUCUUGUGAGACUUUGCUCUUUUGGAACAUACGAAUCUUGGGAUAAACAACAAUUCAUGAAUGGUGGAUUUGUGGAAGAUCAUGUAAGCUCAAGAUGUCACCCACUCAUAGAUGAUGCCUUGUUUCCAAACUUAACUUCUUUGCUCAUAGAAACAUGUAACAAAGUCAACAUAUUGUUCUCUCAUUCAAUCAUGUGUAGUCUUGAGCAUCUUCAAAAGCUCGAAGUACGACAAUGUGAAAACAUGGAGGAAAUAAUAUCUAAUCAAGAAGAAAUAGAUGCAACUAAUAAUAAAAUUAUGCUCCCUGCAUUGCAACAUCUACUUCUUAAAAAGUUACCCAGCCUUAAGGCCUUUUUCCAAGGUCACCAUAAUCUUGAUUUUCCAUCAUUGGAAAAAGUGGAUAUUGAAGAUUGUCCCAAUAUGGAAUUGUUUUCAAGAGGUGAUUCUUAUACACCUAAUCUUGAGGAUCUCACCAUAAAGAUUGAAUCACUCAGCAGCAAUUAUAUGCAGAAGGAAGACAUAAACUCCGUAAUACGGGGGUUCAAAUCAUUUGUAGCGUCACAAGGAUUCGUGAUGUUGAACUGGACCAAACUACAUAAUGAAGGAUAUUUGAUUAAGAACUCUAAAACAAACAUCAAAGCAUUUCAUAAAUUGUCGGUGCUUGUGCCGUACAAUGAGAUACAAAUGCUUCAAAAUGUGAAGGAACUGACCGUAAGUAAUUGUGAUUCACUAAAUGAGGUGUUUGGAUCAGGAGGAGGAGCAGAUGCAAAAAAGAUAGAUCACAUUUCCACCACACACUAUCAGCUGCAAAAUAUGAAAUUGGAUAAUUUACCCAAACUGAGUUGCAUAUGGAAACACAAUAUUAUGGCGGUUGCAAGCUUCCAGAAGAUAACAAAUAUUGAUGUUUUACAUUGCCAUAAUUUGAAGAGUUUGCUUUCCCAUUCAAUGGCAAGAAGCCUUGUUCAACUUAAAAAACUAACAGUUGGUUAUUGUGACAUGAUGGAAGAGAUAAUUACAAAGGACGACCGGAAUAGUGAAGGACGAAACAAAGUCAAGAUUUUAUUUCCUAAAUUGGAGGAAUUGAUCCUUGGUCCCCUUCCUAACUUGGAAUGUGUUUGUUCGGGAGAUUAUGACUAUGAUGUCCCAAUGUGCGAUGUAGUAGAGGACAAAGAAAUCAAUAAUAAUAAGAUUCAGAUUUCAUUUCCAGAAUUAAAGAAGUUAAUAUUUUAUCAUGUGCCAAAGCUCAAGUGUUUUUGUUUGGGAGCGUACGACUACAAUAUCAUGACGUCGUCAACUGAAGAGUGUCCAAAUAUGGCAACAUUUCCCUAUGGAAAUGUUAUUGUAAGGGCACCCAACCUUCAUAUUGUUAUGUGGGACUGGAGUAAGAUUGUGCGUACUCUUGAAGACCUUAAUUUGACAAUAUAUUAUUUUCAAAAUUCAAAGAAAUACAAGGCAGAGAUCCAAAAAUUAGAGACAUUUAGAGAUAUCAAUGAAGAGCUUGUUGCCUACAUCAGAAGAGUAACAAAGAUCGACAUUAAAAAGUGUCACAAGCUGUUGAGUUGCAUCCCAGCGAACAAGAUGCACUUAUUCUCACAUAUGCAGAUUCUCAAUGUGCGAGAAUGUGGGGGCUUAGAAGAGAUAUUUGAAUCAAAUGAUAGAAGUAUGAAAUAUGAUGAAUUAUUGUCUAUAUACUUGUUUUCUCUGCCUAAACUGAAGCACAUUUGGAAAAAUCAUGUUCAGAUAUUAAGAUUUCAGGAAUUGAUGGAAAUAUACAUUGAAAAGUGUGAUGAACUGAGCUGUGUGUUCUGGGAUGUUUCCAUGACCACGAGCCUUCCAAAUUUACUAUACCUUUCAGUGUGUGAUUGCGGAAAAAUGCAGGAGAUAAUCGGGAAUAGUAGUAAUUCAAAUCCUAUUAAUUGUGUAAUAGAACAGCAACAGAGGGCUAAGAUCAUAUUCCCAAAAUUGUUUGAAAUUAGACUACAGAAGCUUCCCAACCUUAAAUGUUUCUCUCAGAGCUCUUUCCCUUCCUAUGUUGAACUGCCAAGCUGUUAUUUAAUCAUAAUUGAAGACUGCCAUGAGAUGAAGACUUUUUGGUUCAAUGGAACCUUGUACACACCAAAUCUUUGGUCUUUAUUUGUGGAGAAUACCAAAUUUGACAUAGAUGAAGAUGUGAACGAGGCGAUACUACAACACAACAAAUGCUUUGAACGUUGAUUUGAGCAUAUUUAGGUGCUAAAGCGUGAUGUGGGUUUGAAAGGAAAGAUGUUAUUCAAGAAGAGAGCAUUGUAAGAUGUAAAUUGAAAGUCUGAGAACUAGCUUUGGGAAAAGCAAGAUAAAAAGUCUUUCAUAGAAGCAUUUCCUUUGGAGUCUUCAUUCAUACACCCAAAGAAUGCUUUUGUCUCAUCAUACAAAGGCUUUGUUAGAGAAAUUCAAGGGUUUUGUUUAUAGAGAAAUUGUUUCUUCCUACGACUGCAUAGGGGAAAAAGGCAUUGUUAGAGAGAUUUCAAUGACUGCAGUAACUGCAAUAAAAAUGUAAUAUUUAGGACAAAUAUUUUAUGGCUACUUUAUUUUGUUAUGUUGUAUACUACUCACAAUGAUGUUGUUUCCUUUCACUAUGUUCGAUUAUCAAGGACUUCUACACAAUAUGACUGUGUUUUCUUCACAGUAUUUUAAGUACUGCAAAGGAUUCCUUUUAAAGUAUAUAAUGAUUUGAGCUUUUGUUUUGUU
Messenger RNA from Medicago truncatula (barrel medic), 7014 nucleotides. RefSeq lists its product as uncharacterized. The coding region runs from base 868 to 6501 and encodes 1877 amino acids. Lineage: Eukaryota; Viridiplantae; Streptophyta; Magnoliopsida; Fabales; Fabaceae. The record is from RefSeq and is a predicted model, not a curated record. Gene Ontology annotation, molecular function: ADP binding. The transcript has 8 exons.